Nezara viridula (southern green stink bug) is the source of this 255-nucleotide messenger RNA. NCBI's taxonomy places the organism in Eukaryota, Metazoa, Arthropoda, Insecta, Hemiptera, Pentatomidae. The record is from the annotation of a GenBank genome assembly.
AUGAAGCACUGCCCAUUGAUAUCUUCCUCCAAAAUGGCCGCCCCGGAGAAGACAGAUGUGCCAGCUCCGGGUAGCCCACACUGGUUAUGUAACCUCACCCCCACGCCUGCCCACGCCGUCAUUCUUUCUCCUCCUCUUAAUUACUACAGCGCAGGAUUUUGCUCCAGCUCACAAAGCCAGUUCAACUUAGCAGUGAUUGCAAAAGAACAUUCCAGAGUUCAUCUCUGCCUCGGAUUGGUCCCCAGGAAGCCCUGA